Messenger RNA from Trichomonas vaginalis G3, 522 nucleotides. Its product is annotated as attachment subunit, putative-related family. The record is from RefSeq and is a predicted model, not a curated record. NCBI's taxonomy places the organism in Eukaryota, Parabasalia, Trichomonadida, Trichomonadidae. The transcript has a single exon.
UUGAGUUCUUCUUCUUCUCAAAACACAACAGAAACAUCUGAAACAGUUGUCCAAACAGCACCAGAACAAGUUUCACAUAGUUCUACAAUUCAGACAAAUUUUCAACAAUUUGAGUUCUUCUUCUUCUCAAAACACAACAGAAAAUCUGAAACAGUUGUCCAAACAGCACCAGAACAAGUUUCACAUAGUUCUACAAUUCAAGACAAAUUGUCCAACAAUUUGAGUUCUUCUUUCUUCUCAAAACACACAGAAACAUCUGAAACAGUUGUCCAAACAGCACCAGAACAAGUUUCACAUAGUUCUACAAUUCAAGACAAAUUGUCCAACAAUUUGAGUUCUUCUUCUUCUCAAAACACAACAGAAACAUCUGAAACAGUUGUCCAAACAGCACCAGAACAAGUUUCACAUAGUUCUACAAUUCAAGACAAAUUGUCCAACAAUUUGAGUUCUUCUUCUUCUCAAAACACAACAGAAACAUCUGAAACAGUUGUCCAAACAGCACCAGAAACAAGUUUCACAUAG